Messenger RNA from Laetiporus sulphureus 93-53, 1310 nucleotides. RefSeq lists its product as uncharacterized. The transcript is spliced from 3 exons. The record is from RefSeq and is a predicted model, not a curated record. NCBI's taxonomy places the organism in Eukaryota, Fungi, Basidiomycota, Agaricomycetes, Polyporales, Laetiporaceae. The coding region runs from base 1 to 1131 and encodes 376 amino acids. Gene Ontology annotation, molecular function: protein binding.
AUGCCAACCUUUCCUACAGAAGUCUUCGAACACAUCAUCAGCUUCGUUUGGCCUGACAGACGAACAUUGAUUGCUUGCUCUCUGACCUGCCGAGCCUGGCUACCGCGGAGCAGGAGCAACCUGCUAUACAGCAUCGACCUGCAAACCGCGAAGGAGCUCCGUCGCUUCUCGCGCCUCAUUACCGCACAGCCACAGCUCAAUGAUCGAAUUCGGGAGCUAAACAUUGAGUCGAAGGACGGGAAGCUCGCCGGGUGCUUCCCCUUGAUGCUUGCGCGGAAACUCACACGCGUCGAACAUCUACGCGUAUAUCGACCAAAAGACCUGAGGAUAUUCAGCCAACUCUUCCUCACCACGAUGGCGGCAUUUACAACCAUCACCAGGCUUGAACUCACGGCGAUCAUGUUCCCAUCGAUAACAGUGUUCGUGUGCUUUGUCUCAUCUCUACCUAAUCUGACUGACCUCAUCUGCGCGAGUGUGAGAUGGUCCAACGAGGCCUCGAACUUGCCGCAAUAUGCCCAUCCAGGGCGACGACUGAAGCUACGCCUUAUCGCCUUCUCUUUCCCGAUGUGGUCGACCGACUUCGUUGCUUGCCUGCUCACGAUCAUUUCCCUUGACGACUUUUACAGCCUCAAUCUGCGCAAGGUAUACUUGAAAGAUAUGGCUUUCAUCAAUCAAUUACUAGAAGCCGUUGGGCCAUCUCUUCGCCAGCUUGCAAUAGGAUAUGAGGCUGUCGAAGUGGAAGAUGCACAAAAACUGAAUCUAGCUUUGACUGAUCAGCUCGAGUACAUACAUUUGGAAUUCCGUGCGAAAGGAGACUGGAUCUACGAUGCCCUCUCGGAGGUCGCGCCCACUCGCGUCCGUCAGGUGACGAUCUGCUCUUGUGGCAAGUUCGGGCAAGCAGAGCUGGAUCGGCUGCUUUGCGACCGCAUAGACAAGUUAUUGUCUCAGCCAAAAUGGGCCAGCCUGCGACAUGUCGUGAUCGCAUACUUUCCACACGUCCCGCCGAAGGCCUCGAACUGGCUGCGUUCUGAGAUACCGCGACGGUUUCCCACUCUAUGGCCUCGAGCGUUGGUGCGAGUUGAGCAAGCGCGUGGUCACUGGUGGAAGUUAGAUCCUGUACAAGAAGGAUAAACACAAUAUCGACCACGAUGCACCACUGUCGGAGUCACCGAGCGGGCAUGGGGCCGCGCAAGGAUUUCACGCAUUUUCCCUGAAUGAGGAGCGGGGUAGGCCACGGGCGGUCUAUAGAUGAGUUGUGAAUACAAGACUUGAGAUGUCUCCGCGACAAAUGGAAUAGGAUGUCAAGAAGC